Sesamum indicum (sesame) is the source of this 1980-nucleotide messenger RNA. Its product is annotated as SNF1-related protein kinase catalytic subunit alpha KIN10. Gene Ontology annotation, cellular component: cytoplasm. Gene Ontology annotation, molecular function: protein serine/threonine kinase activity; ATP binding. NCBI's taxonomy places the organism in Eukaryota, Viridiplantae, Streptophyta, Magnoliopsida, Lamiales, Pedaliaceae. The record is from RefSeq and is a predicted model, not a curated record. Gene Ontology annotation, biological process: intracellular signal transduction; protein phosphorylation.
CUGCGGUACAAGGUUGGGAAGACUCUUGGUUUUGGAUUGUCUGGUAAAGUGAAAUUAGCUGUUCAUAACCUGACAGGGCUUAAAGUUGCAAUAAAGAUAUUUGAUGUCCGAUCAAUAGCUAAUGUUGAAGCAGAAAAAGGUUGUUUUCCCUCAACAGUUCCAUUGAUUUUCUGAGCUUACGAUGUGAUAUAUGCUUAUCAACAUGCAAAAAGAGUUAUAUAGUUUGCCCUAAGGCUGAAGUUUUCUUUUGAUAAUAUUGUAUAUAGUUUUGAUCUUAUGAAUGUACAGACAGGAAAAAGGACCACUGUCAUACGUUUAACAUCUUCUUGAUGUGUCUAGGUACUUUUGAUGUACUAGAACAGUGUCUGGUGUAGCCAAGUUGAGGGUAGACUCAUUAUACUGAACGCAUUAGGAAUAAGAGAUUAAGCCGUUAAAGCUUCUGCAUCCGACAAAGAUGAAUGGAAUGAAUUCUGUGUCCUCUGGAUGUUGAUGAUUUCUAUCAUAGGAUUUAUGUUCUGAAUCCUACUAUGAUUGAGCUCCCUUUGUUGACCGUCUUCCUUCUGUUGCAGAACUAUUUGAUAUCUGACAACCUUUGCAUUGAUGUUUCAGUGAGAAGAGAAAUCAACAUAAUGAAACAACUUUUUCAUCCUCACAUAGUUCGGCUGUUUGAGGUCAUAGAUACGCCAUCAUAUGUUUAUGUAGUCAUGGAGUAUAUGAGUUCAGGUGAACUGUUCUAUUACCUGACAGAAAAAGGCAAACUACACGAGGACGAGGCUCGCCGGUUUUUCCAACAGAUAAUUUCAGGUGUUGAAUACUGCCAUCAACACCUGGUGGUGCAUCGUGAUCUCAAGCCAGAAAAUCUACUCCUGGACUCCGAGCACAACAUCAAAAUUGCCGAUUUUAGUCUAGGGAACACUAUGCAUGACGGACAUUUUCUUAAAACGUGCUGCGGAAGCCCAAAUUACGCUGCUCCUGAGCUCAUCUGUGGAAAACUCUAUGCUGGUCCGGAGGUAGAUGUGUGGAGCUGUGGGGUUAUCUUAUACACACUUCUAUGUGGAAGGCUUCCUUUCGACGAUGAUAAUUUCGCUGGCCUAUAUGCAAAGAUAAAGAGUGGAGUAUACACCGUUCCAAAUCACUUAUCAGAGAGCGCACGAGAUUUGAUUUCACGUAUUCUUGUAGUUGAUCCCAUGCAACGUAUAUCGAUUCCUGAAAUACGUCGACAUCCAUGGUUUCAGAAGCAUCUUCCACUGUAUAUUGCUAUCCCCUCACCUGGUGUUUUUAACAGAACCGAAAUGAUUGAUAUUGAUGCUGUGAAAGCUAUGGUUCAAAUGGGCUUUGAUGUCCGUGAAGUCAUGGGCUCUCUUCAGAAUCAUCUGCAGAAUGAGGCUACAGUUACAUAUGCUAUGCUGCUGCAUAGCCGCGAUCCAGCUCAUGUCAGCCGGCAUGAUCAGAAUCCAGAAACCUUAGCAUGCAUGGAUCAUGUUCAGACAUACACACAAUCAGCUUCUACUGGCCAAAACAUUUGGACACUUGGCUUCAAGUCUCAAGCAUCUCCAAGUAAGACGAUGUUGGAUGUUCUAACUGUUUUCCAUAGCUUGAACGUGAAAUGGAAGAGAAUCGGGCACUAUAAUAUGAAAUGCUUGUGGACUCCUCCACCUUCACAGUCUUCUGUAUCUAUGGCAGAAGUUCCUAGCCGUUCCAAUACUGCAGUCAAGUUUGAAAUUCAGCUCUACAAAGCAAGCGAGGAGUUUUAUGUUCUGGACUUGCAACAUCUACGUGGUCCUCCAUUUCUCUUCCUUGAUAUCUGUGCUGCUUUUCGUGCUCUGGUAGUGUAAUGUAGUCCUCCCUGGAAGUUUCUCUGUGCUAAACAUUGAUGUCCUAACAGCUAAUCGCUACUGGUGGCUUGAUUUUAUCCUUUUUUUAAGAAUGUAUUGGAUGUUGAUUUAGCUGUUACCAACUGCACUGAACUAAAAGUCCACA